Messenger RNA from Solanum verrucosum, 1259 nucleotides. RefSeq names its product chromatin remodeling protein EBS-like. NCBI's taxonomy places the organism in Eukaryota, Viridiplantae, Streptophyta, Magnoliopsida, Solanales, Solanaceae. Bases 231 to 917 code for a protein of 228 amino acids. The transcript is spliced from 5 exons. Gene Ontology annotation, molecular function: chromatin binding. The record is from RefSeq and is a predicted model, not a curated record.
GAGGUUUGGCAUAUAGAAGAACAAAUCCUCUUUCUUCUUUCUGUCUGUCUGUCCUCCAUUGUGUAGCCCCAAUUUUCUGCAACUAGGGUUUCUGCUUCUCCUCAGCAUUUCCAUUUCUCUGCUUGCGAUCUUCAUCUCUGUGAAGAUUUCACAACUGGGUCAGUCGAAAUUCUUGAAAAGAACAAAUAAAAAGCAAAAAAAUUGAAUCUUUUCUUGUUUCUUGAUUCUUGAUGGCAAAGACUAAACCAGGGAAAAAGGACCUUGAUUCUUACUCUAUCAAGGGUACCAACAAAGUCGUACGAGUUGGUGAUUGUGUAUUGAUGAGACCAUCCGAUUCGGAUAAGCCCCCAUAUGUGGCAAAAGUAGAUAGAAUUGAGGCAGACCAUCGCAACAAUGUGAAGGUCCGAGUUCAGUGGUACUACCGCCCCGAGGAGUCAGUUGGUGGACGCAGACAGUUCCAUGGGGCAAAAGAGCUGUUCUUGUCUGAUCACUAUGAUUUUCAGAGUGCACACACAAUUGAAGGGAAGUGCAUAGUGCACUCCUUCAAGAACUACACAAAGCUAGAGAAUGUGGGCCCUGAGGAUUACUUUUGUAGGUUCGACUACAAAGCUGCCACAGGAGGGUUCACUCCUGACCGUGUUGCUGUGUAUUGCAAGUGUGAAAUGCCCUAUAACCCGGACGAUCUCAUGGUACAAUGUGAAGGGUGUAAAGACUGGUUCCAUCCUAUUUGUAUGGGUAUGACCAUUGAAGAAGCAAAGAAAUUAGACCCUUUCUUGUGUUCUGACUGUUCAUCGGAAGAUGAUGCUAAACGACCUUUGAACUCUUUCCAUGUUGAGCCAAAGCUGGUUGUUAGGAGCUUUUAUUUACGUCGAAAGAGAGUGAUGGGCUCGGUAGGAAGUGGAGGAUUGCAUGUUUAGUCACAUGAUUUGUGAUAGUAUGUUAGUCUCCUUCACCCUAAAGGAAGGAGAAGGCUAGGACUGAGCAAAGGAUCUGCUUAGGUGAUGAUACCUAAUGUAUGAGACUAAUGAUCGAAAUCAAUGACUAAUGACCAUCUUAGUUGAUAAUUAGUCAUUGGAUUGCUUGCAUUUUGAUAGUUUGUCUCGUUACCCUAGUUGAAAGGAAUUCUGCAGUUUUAUCAUGUAUGGAUAAGAAGGAAAAUGAAUGUAAGGAAUAAGGGUGUUCAUGGUUUGGUUUGGUAUAGUUUUUAUCUAAACCAAAACCAAAUCAACUAUGUGGAUUUACUUUAAUGUAUACCUAAU